Messenger RNA from Austrofundulus limnaeus, 2754 nucleotides. Its product is annotated as homeobox protein engrailed-1-B. Gene Ontology annotation, molecular function: RNA polymerase II cis-regulatory region sequence-specific DNA binding; DNA-binding transcription factor activity, RNA polymerase II-specific. The transcript has 2 exons. NCBI's taxonomy places the organism in Eukaryota, Metazoa, Chordata, Actinopteri, Cyprinodontiformes, Rivulidae. Gene Ontology annotation, cellular component: nucleus. The coding region runs from base 339 to 1130 and encodes 263 amino acids. The record is from RefSeq and is a predicted model, not a curated record. Gene Ontology annotation, biological process: neuron differentiation; regulation of transcription by RNA polymerase II; multicellular organism development.
GAGCGGGUCCACAGACUCUCUUCUGAUUGGAAGGUGUCAUCUCGUGCUCUGAUGGGUUCCAGCCUCUGAUUGGCCCGCUGGUCUUUGGGUUCGGUUCCGAGUGUGUUGGUGAUGCGCUGACAGGACCCAGAAGUGAGCAGCAACAUCAAAAGCAGUCACCCCGCCUCUGUCAGACCCACCAUGACGGACCGGAGCUGGGACACUCAGACCAGACGGGCCCAGUUUGAGCAGGAUCUGAACAAAAAAAUGUUCGGGUUUCAGUUAGCCUGGAGCUUAGAUUCUGGAUCCAAACAGUGACACAGUGGGAGGGCUACGGUUCCGACAGAACCGAACGCUCGAUGGAGGAGCAGCGGGACUUAAAGAGUUCAGAGAGCGUCCCCCCMUCAGCCCCCGUCCUGCCCCUGCAGGUGGCCCAGCAGAACCACAGAACCACCAACUUCUUCAUCGACAACAUCCUGCGGCCGGACUUCGGUUGCAGGAAGGAMCCGGGUCUGGGUUUGCUGGAGCACAGCUCCGCUCCGGUGAUCAGUGGGCCGAACCUUCCCGGGACCCCGAACCUGGACUGUGGCAGCAGCAGCGACAGCACCUCUUCAUCCUCUUCGUCUUCAUCAAGUCCCAAACAGAUCAGCAGAACCGGAGCGGGGCCCGGGGCCCUCACAGACAACAGAGAUGAGGUAAAGGCCGAGGACAGGACCGGAGGAGGGGACCGGGUUCAGACCGAGACCGGAACGCCGACCCCGGAGAGCCAGCAGAUGCUGUGGCCCGCCUGGGUCUACUGCACUCGGUACUCGGACCGGCCGUCAUCUGCAGGCCCACGGACACGGAAACUGAAAAAGUCCAAAAGUGGCAAAGAGGACAAGCGACCACGCACGGCCUUCACUACUGAACAAUUGCAAAGACUUAAGACAGAGUUCCAGUUGAACCGGUACAUCACAGAGCAACGGCGGCAGGUACUGGCCCAAGAGCUCAACCUCAAUGAGUCCCAGAUCAAAAUAUGGUUUCAGAACAAGCGGGCCAAGAUAAAAAAGGCAAGUGGCUUUAAGAAUGGUCUGGCAUUGCAGUUAAUGGCACAGGGACUGUACAACCAUUCCACCACCACUAUCCAGGAGGACAAAGAGGACAGUGAGUGAGAAAUUAAACCAGGCAGACAGGGUCCCAGUCCCCAACUUUAUCAUCCAGCAAGAAAAGAAGGACAGCCAGUGAAGAACUAAACCAUGAGGGGCCCAGGGCCCCACUCUACCAUCACCAUCCAGUAGGCCAAGGAGGACAGCGAGUGAGGAACCAAACCAAACAGGUAGGGGCCUAGUUCCCACGUCACCAUCAAGGAGGGCAGUGAGUGAGCAGUUUUACUUAAAGGAGCUUGGCUGGACUGGCAAGACACACGUGGCAGUUCGGUGUAAACAGAAACCAUGUAUUUUAAUUCAUAAAAGAAGAUGGAAUCCCUGGGCUCCUGCUGACACUCAAACUGGUACCUGCUUCCAGAGCAAACCAAAGAUUUCUGAUGGAAUCAGAGCCGGCCAGUUUGAAACUGUAAUCCAUUGCAUCCAGGUGCCACUCCCCCUGCUGCAGACUCCUGUUUACCUCAGUUCAUUUUCUGCUUCAGGUUCUGACUCACAAGGAUACUUGAGCCAAAGAGAGUGAAACUGCCUGAUUCCUAAGUGGUUCCAACAAAAACUCAAGAUCUUCAGAAGCUCUGUUGGAUCCGAGAGAGACACACCUGAAGGAUCUGUUCUAAGUCAGUUUAGAAAACAGAUUUGGAUACUCUGUCUCUGAGAAACAAAUCCACUUAGUGGUUCCAACCCACUAAAUGGUACCAACCAACUGAGCAAAGCCAAUCGAUUGAGUGUUAAUAAACAUUGUUGUAGUGUUUUCAGGAGUGAAAGUGGGUCUUUAUGAAUGAGACUGUGCAGUUUUGGAUUCAGUUUUAGGCUCAUCAACAUUUCCCUUCCUCUACAGAUAUAACUGUUAUAACAAUGUCUGAAUAUAAAAUUUUAAUGACAUUAAAGUUCUAAAUAAAUUGAUUUGUCUUCCAGGGCCCUAAUAAAGUUCUAAAUCCACAGUGGGCUACAGAAAAAAAUAAUUUUGUAUAAAUGUAUAAGCAAAAUGUUUUUUUAUUUUAUUUUAUUUUUUUUAUAAAAUCAGAGGGUAAUGAGGUUCACAGUUUAAUUUUUAACCAGCUCCAUUUUCUAGGCAUUAUUUUGGACUGGACCAGUGUCUUUAAGCAUACUGAGAUGCAGGAACUCAAAAAAAUUGUUAUUAUUCACAUUUUGAAGAAAAAUAUUUAAUUUAGUUUUAAAUGCUCUUGGAUUUGUUUCAUGGUUGGCAAUAAAUAAUACAGCAGAGAGUACUUACCGUUAUAUUCCCAGCAUGUGCCUGGUACCAGGUAUGUACUCUGUAAAUUCCAGGUACACACCAGGUUCAUGCAGGAUAUGUAUCUGGUAAGUACCAGAUAUGUGCCAGGUUAGAACAAGGAUGUGUCAAAUGUCGUUAAUGAAUUCUGUUAUAGUUGAAUAAUAAUCAGACUUGAUGAAUCAUUGAAACUGUUUGUGAAGAAAGUUUUAUGUUUGUGAGAGUUUGCAUGGUCCUUUGUGGUCCUGGCAAAGAAAGCAGAAAGCUGCACACAGUCAGAAAUCUGUGAUGUCUUCAGUCUUUUAGCUCUAGAGUUCUGCAGGUCUUGCUGGUAAUGCAGAGAUGGGAGGGGUCCAAUUCAGGGUAAUUUAAACUGUGUUUCCAAAUAAACUUUUUUUACUUAAA